AUGGUGGAGAACGGCCCUGAGGACCUGGGGGAACUGGUGCUGGUGGGCAAUUCGACGCGUAUCCCCAAGGUGCGGACCAUGAUGUCGACGCUGUUCGGCGGCAAAGAGCUGUCCAAGUCGAUCAACCCGGACGAGGCCAUGGCCUACGUGGACGUGACCUCGCUGUCGCUCGGCAUUGAGACCGUGGGCAAGGUCAUGUCGGUGCUCAUCAAGCGUAGCACGGCCAUCCCCGUGCGCAAGAUCCGCGUGUACACCACGGAGGAGGACUACCAGACGUCCGUGGACGUGUGCAUCUACGAUGGCGAGCGCGCCUGCGUCAAGCCAAACAACAAGGUCGGCGAGUUCAACAUCUCGGGCCUGGAGCGCACCAAGCGUGGCGAGCCGCAGUACGCUGGAGAGUUCCACAUUGAGAAGGACCCCUCGGGCAACUACAAGCUUUUCAUUGACAACAACAGCGGCACGUACGCCCCCCCGCCCAAGGAGGAGCUGCCGCAGCCCAAGGCGCUGCUCGAGACCAACUUCUCCGGAAUUUCGGUCGAGGCCCUGGACCGCAGCAAGAGGUCGCAGUAA
Phytophthora sojae is the source of this 570-nucleotide messenger RNA. RefSeq lists its product as hypothetical. Gene Ontology annotation, biological process: protein refolding; cellular response to unfolded protein. Bases 1 to 570 code for a protein of 189 amino acids. Lineage: Eukaryota; Oomycota; Peronosporomycetes; Peronosporales; Peronosporaceae. Gene Ontology annotation, cellular component: cytoplasm. Gene Ontology annotation, molecular function: misfolded protein binding; ATP hydrolysis activity; ATP-dependent protein folding chaperone. The record is from RefSeq and is a predicted model, not a curated record. The transcript is spliced from 4 exons.